Dromaius novaehollandiae (emu) is the source of this 8971-nucleotide messenger RNA. RefSeq names its product transcriptional adaptor 1 (gene TADA1). The transcript has 8 exons. The record is from RefSeq and is a predicted model, not a curated record. Gene Ontology annotation, cellular component: SAGA complex. The coding region runs from base 99 to 1106 and encodes 335 amino acids. Gene Ontology annotation, molecular function: transcription coactivator activity. Gene Ontology annotation, biological process: regulation of transcription by RNA polymerase II. Lineage: Eukaryota; Metazoa; Chordata; Aves; Casuariiformes; Dromaiidae.
GCCGGCGGCCCGGCGGGCUGUCACGUGACGGCGGCGCCGGGGCGCUGUGCGGCUCCCGGCACGCUUUGCGGCGUGGCGGGCGGGGGGAGGCGUUGGUGAUGGCGACGUACGUGAGCGAGCUGGAGGCGGCCAAGAAGAGCCUGAGCGAGGCGCUGGGCGAGAACGUGAAGCAGUACUGGGCGAACUUGAAGCUGUGGUUCAAGCAGAAGAUCAGCAAGGAGGAGUUCGACCUGGAGGCGCGCAGGCUGCUCACGCAGGACAACGUCCACUCUCACAAUGAUUUCCUCCUGGCUAUCCUUACCCGAUGCCAAAUCCUGGUUUCUGCACCAGAAGGUGCAGGAUCUCUGCCAUGGCCAGGUGGCUCUGCAACUAAACCUGGAAAGCCCAAAGGAAAGAAAAAGAUUUCUUCAGUUCGACAAAAAUUUGAUCAUCGGUUCCAGCCUCAGAAUCCGUUGUCUGGAGCCCAGCAAUUCGUGGCAAAGGAUCCUCAGGAGGACGACGAUUUGAAGCUGUGUUCCCACACUAUGAUGCUUCCUACACGUGGCCAGUUAGAAGGAAGGAUGAUUGUAACUGCAUAUGAGCACGGGCUAGACAAUGUCACCGAGGAAGCAGUGACAGCUGUUGUUUACGCUGUGGAGAACCAUCUCAAGGAUAUUCUGACAUCUGUAAUAUCCAGGAGAAAAGCCUAUCGCAUGAGAGAUGGCCAUUUCAAAUAUGCCUUCGGAAGCAACGUUAACCCUCAGCCAUAUCUGAAGAACAGUGUUGUUGCUUAUAACAAUUUAAUUGAAUGCCCUCCAACCUGUGUGGCACCUUCUGCUGGUCAGAGUCUAGCUCCCCAGCCCCCACCCGAUGAUGCUGAGCAGCAAGCAGCUCUACUGUUAGCGUGCUCUGGAGACACCUUACCAGCUUCUCUCCCUCCGGUGAACAUGUAUGACCUUUUUGAGGCGUUGCAGGUGCACAAAGAAGUUAUUCCUGCACACACUGUCUAUGCUCUAAACAUUGAGAGAAUUGUCAUGAAACUCUGGCAUCCAAACCAUGAGGAGCUACAACAAGAUAAAAUUCAUCGCCAGCGUCUAGCAGCAAAAGAGGGUCUCCUGCUCUGCUAGAGCCAGGAGGCACGUCAGGCCUCAGAUUGCUACACUGCAGUUCCUUGGACUUGACGCUGGGAUGCUUCUUACAAGCCUGUGUCAGCAUUUCAAGGAAGACGUAAGUUAUGAGUCACCUUUUCCUAUGGAAAUAUGACCGAGUUGUGGUAUACACUUUGUCCGCUUAAUCAGAGCGGUGUGCUGUGGAGUGCUUGCAGCAAUCCCACUGAACUGGAAAGGGGAAAUGAGAUUUGUUUGUAAAGACUGUUUUUUAGGAAAAAUAAAUGUGAGGGUGGAAAGAGUUGUUUUUAAAGAAGAUGUAUUUGUGUUUUCACUUGUGAGUGUGUGGAAUCUGUCUCCUCAUCUUCCCCUCUCAGGCAGUUUCCCUUCUGAGCACAGUCUCCAGGGGCUUUGUCCAACUUCUGUUGCAGUUGGUGGGAUGCUUUCCAUUCACUUCCCUGGAAACAGGAUGGACUCUUGGGAAGUGAAGAUAUGUAAUUCUGUAAGGUGACAUUGGAGGUUCCCCUGGUAUAAGAGGAACAAUUAGAAAAUCUGAGAAAACUAGCUAGAAAGGGACCUUUCCUUUUUUGCCUUGUCUUUUGAACUGCUUUGUAUUAUUAAACACAAAGAUGUACACUGGCUAUCAUAGGAAUCUCUCACCAGUUACCAAAAUGUGUGUGUGGGGGAACCCCCCCAGAUUUGUGAGUAAUGUUUUCCUAUCAGCCUGGUCCCUCUCUCUCAUCCCUGUCAGGCAGUAGUUGCGAUCACAUGUUGCAGGAAUUUUCUGGACCUGUGUCAAGAGGCAGUCUCUUUGCCCCAUCAGCACAGCCAACAGUUUGGCCAUCCCAGCAAGCAGCCUGACCAUCCCCAAGGGGGGACAGCAACUCCUACAUACGUACGCUAAAGCCACCAAUUCAAUAUCCUGGUGUUGCAGAGUCUUUGGGUGAAAGAGAAGCAUGUAAAAGAUAUCUUUUAUUACUUAAUCAAAAAAAAUACAGUCCCAUCUGUACAUGGGAGCCAUGCAGAUCUGUGUAUAAAAGGGGGAACUCCACCUGCUUUAUUUUGGGUACUUUACUGUCUUCAUGAGUCAGCUGCGUCCUCCUCAGAUGCUGAAGGGAACAGGCUUAUUAAGCAGUUUUAUAGAAUUCUCAUAUUAUAAGUUAAUUUCUAUAUGACCUGUUUUUAACAACAAAUAUGCAGGUAUCUCCCAAAGGAUGAGAUGGCUUUUUUUUCCUAUUGUGCCAUGGGGUGGGAUCAAGACAGCUUGAAAGGCGAAGCAUAUGGCUCCCCUCCGUCCUGCUUUUCCUCUGUUUGGGAAGUGUUUGGAUGGGAGAGCUGUAAUCUUCCCCCUCUUCCUAUGCAGUUUCCUCUUCCACAUGUGCUGCCCCCCUGUAAGUGAAGAGGGAGCAGGUCCCCUCUAGCUAUCUGUCCUUUUUGUAAUUUCCUUUGAACCACAUGACUAGUGGGUUUUUUGGGGUUUUUUUUUGGUGUUUUUUUUUUUUUUUUUUUUUUUUUGGGGCCAGAGUUGUUGCAAGGGGCUGUGCAGCUGUCACUGUGUUUUUGGUUUUCCUUUACCCUCCUUGAGGGAUGUGCUCUGGAGUGAGGCACAGUGAGAGCCAGGGCCCAUGCAGAUACCGAUGGCUGUCUGUGUGAGAAGAACGUUUUAGGAUUAUGAAGAAGCUGGGGAAGGCGUCAGCGGAGAGCUACCACAGGCCUGGCAGGAUGAGAGCAAUCGUGCACUGGUAGGUCACGUCUCCUGAAAUACGGCAGUGUACGGUUAAGCAGGAGUGGAGCACGAGAGAGGAGACUGAAGAUGUCUUGGUCCCCUUCUCCUAGUUGCCAUUUUUUAUUUAUUUAAGCAUACCUAACUGUCCAGAGUGAGCCAUUAGCUCAGAAUUUGACCCCAGUGGCUUUUACAUGAUGUUUUUUAAAAGCAACGUUGAACCCAGGUAACUGUAUGUGGUGAGAUCAGCAAGUCACCCAAAGUACGUACUCUGGGGCGUGGGAGGGGGAUUUCCCAGAUAAUUGUUAUGCUUCUGGUAUAAAAUGAAAGCACUAAGUUUGUUUGCUAGAAACUUUGGGGCAGCUCUGAGGAUUUCGGGUCUGAGGGAAGCAUGCAGCCUCCGACAGUAUCAGGAGUGAGUUCUGAAACAAAAUACUAAGCACAAGAAGCGCCUUUCUCUUCUGUUUGCAUGUGCUAGGAGGAAGGCUCUGCAGACAGAGCCUUCUGCUCUGGAGAGCUGAGUCAUCAGUUCCACACUGAAGAAAUGGGUUAACCAGGACACCUGCUACACAGCCAAGGCCUGAGUAAGGAAAUCCUGUCAGCCCUAUUUCACAGAUCGGAAAAUGGAGUGGCACAUGUUCUCAAUGCACUUACCCACGAAGUGUGAGAUCUGGUGAGAAGUGGUGCUACUUCUCGAGUAAGUUAGUUGGAAGGGGCAUCUGGAGGUCAUCUUGUCCACCCCCCUUCUCAAAGAAGGGCUAACUUCAAAGUUAGAGCGUGUUACUUAUCUCUGAAGAUGGAUGUGCCACCGCUUCCCUGGUCACUGUUCCAGUGUUUGACUGCCUUUGCAAAGUUUUUCCUUGCUUCUAGCCAGAAUUUUUCAUGUUGUACCUGUGCCUGUUGCCUUUCGAUCUUUUCCUGUGCACAUCAUCUUUGUAAACCCCCAUUUGAGAGCUGCAGACAACAAUAAGAUCUCCCUUUCACCUUCUUUUCAGGCUGAACAAACCUGUCUCUCUCUGCCUUUCCUCCUAUGUUGUGUGCUUCAGCCUUGACCACCUUUGUGGCCUCCACAGCACUUGCUCUGAUACAUUACUGUCCUUGUGCUGGGAGCCCAAACUGGACCCAGCGCUCUGGAUGGCCUCACCAGUACUUGGCAGAGGGGCAGGAGCCCUCCCUUUACCCUGCCGGCUGCACCCUUGCUCGGGAUGUUAACGGCUAUAUUGCUGCCGGGGUGCACUGCUGGCUCCUGGGCAACUUGUGCCCCUGGAUUCCCAGGCCGAAUUCUGCAGAGCUACUUUCUAGCCGGUUGUCCCCAGCCUGUUCUGCUGCAAGGGGUUAUUCCAUCCCAGGGGCAGGACUGGCGAUUUGCCUUUGAACUUCUUAAGGUUUCUCUCAGCCCAUUUCUCCAGCCUGUCUAGAUCGCUCUGAAUAGCAGCCCUGCUCUUCAGUGUGUGAAUCGCUCCUCCUAGUUUGCUGUCAUCUGCAGACUUCCUGCCUGUAUCCUCCAUCCCAUCAUCCAGGUCAUUAAUAAAAUGUUAAACAGCAUCAAACCAGUAUUGACCCCUGAGUGUUGGCCCCACUAUUGAGUGCCACUGGCAUCCAGUAGCCAGCUGGACUCUGAACCCCAAGAGUAGUACUCUUGGAGACCUGCACUGAGAGCAGGGUGAUGGUAUUGAUAUAUAGCCAUACCCCUUGUGUGGGGCUUUCCCCCCACUCUGGGAGAGCAGAGAGGGGAAGGCUCUGGGCAAUCUGCAUUAGGUCAAGGGCUGCUUGAAGUGGUGUGGGAGGUGUGAGCUAGUGUCCUUGAGGGACUUUGCAGUGUCAACUGCCUUGUCUGUGCGUGGAGGCUUUUUGGCUGCCCUAGGGAGUAGGACAGGCAAGAGGGCAAUCUGAAAAUCUAGUGGACUAUGAGAGAAGGAAGAGUUGGUUCUUGUGAGCUGUUGGGCUGAUGGCUUUCACUGCGAUGUGGUGUAUGUGUGUGUUCGCUGCAGUAGUUAGUCCUGUAAAAUGAACAAGACUGCUGAAUUUCAAAAGGGUGGCUCAAAAGAGCGCUUGCUUAAAUUAGGUUUGGAAGUGUCCCUGAAAGAUUCAUCUUCUGCCCCAAGACCCAUCUAGUCCCUUCUCUGCUUCUGGCUCUGUAGCAGACUCGGCUUGACCUAAACUUUUCCUGACGGAUGUCACCUUAAAAGCUAAUGAUGGAAGCUUUCUCAGUUAUCUUAAACAAUCUGUUCUGCUGUUCAGCUGUCUUAUCACUGGACACUUUUCCCAUAGUCUUAAACAAUCUGUUCUGCUGUUCAGCUGUCUUAUCACUGUACACUUUUCCCGUAGUCCUCAGCCUUUCUUUGCAUCAAAGUCUGUUGCUCUAGCUUAGACCUAGAACUUCUUGUCCUGUUCACCACAGAGCACUGUAUGGAGGGAUGGAAGGCAAGAAAUGGCACAUCAUCUGCCACAUCUUCAAUGGCAAGAGUUGCAUCCUACAUGCUUAAUCCAGUAGGAAUCUUGCAAUGUGCUGUAAGUCACCACUCUCCCACUGCAAAUCCUAAGUCCUCAAGAAGCUGCAAACUACCAGCUGCCACAGGAAGAGGGGGGGAAAAAGUGCUUGAGAGCUCCACCUGACUCCCCUUAUGGCCAGAGCUUUGCCUAAUCUUAGGAGGUGGCCAAUGCCUCUGAGAGAGUGGAAAGCAAAAAGAAUCCUGUGUGUUGGGUUUUUUGUUGUUUUGUUUUUUUACAGUUCCAGCUGCCAGACCUGACCUUCAGUCUGACCAAGCCUUUCCAGCUGGAUGCUGAGGAGGGUCCUAGAGGCAUGAACACAUCCCUCUGUAACACCCCAAAUGGCCAAACUCUGAUGCUCCUGAAACUGGUGACCUGCAUCCCUCGUUCUCCAAACCCAUGCUGUGCAUUGACAUAGGGGAAAAACAUCUCUUGUUGCUGCUUCAGAGCAGAAAUCUGAAGCAUGGCACUUGUUAUCGAACAUGCACUGCAAUCCACUGCCUUUUUCUUAGUUUAGCUGUUCCCGUGUCUCCUUCCAGCCUUCAGUCUUCUGCAGCUGAGGUGGGAUUUCAGUUGUCACCUCAGUUAUUACAGUUGUUUGUCUUCCCUAACAGAACAUCUUGCUGCUGUAGAAAGCAGAUUUUUCAGCAGAGAAACUUAACUGGUGACUUUGUGCCGCCUUCCUCGUACUGGGAUGAUCUUUGUGUCUAGGAUACCUCUAGCAGAGAGGAAAAUGAGGAAAUGAGAAUGCUUGCAUUUAAGAAGAAACCACGAACUCUGCAUUUGUGUGUCACUUAACUCUGAACACCAAGGAACCGAAAGCUAGGACUGCGGAAGUGCCCUGCUGUCCAGCAGCGCCAAACUAAACCAAGAAAGGAGACUUUCUCUUGGGCUUCCGGGGGUGGAAGGAAGCAUGUGACAUAUUGCUGCAGUCAGGAGUUGUCAAAGAAAGUCUCCACGAAACAGGGACUCUCUCCUCAGUUCUGAGAAAGCAGCUGCAGAGAGAGGUUUGUGGUGGCUGUUCCCUUUCAGGAACUUGUAGGUGAUGAUGGAUGUGUCUUGCUGGCCUGAAAUGACGUGCAGAAGGGUUUGCAGGCAGCGCUGCAGCAACAGCCUGAUGCCAGCAAGCUUCCCCCCCCAGCAAGAGGCACAGCUCAUGCUGCUGCAGGAGGUGCUUUAGCAGCAUAACUUCAGCUGGCACCUAGAAGGAAAUCACUUCUGAGAGGUUUGUUUGUGGUGUUACCUUUCUACACCAGUGUGGCUACUGGCAUGGUCUGGUUGGCAGGAGGAGAGGAAGAAUUCACCAGCCUGCCUUGCAGUUACUGCAGCAAAAUUCCUCAUGUGCCGCUAUAGAUCAAAAGCAAUCUCUCUCCCUCUCCUUCCCGGCAGGGAGAGGCAGGUUAGAAAAAUUUGUUUUAACUGUUCGCCACAGCCCUGGCAAGAGGUGGGUAAGGUCCUGCUGUGAGCUGCUCCAUGUGCUUCCCAAGAGCUUAUGAAACUGCUGUUGAAUGUCACACCCCUCUGGAGGCUGGAAAGCCAGGCGGUAUCAGGUAAAUGCACCCUUUGCGUCCCUGAGAAGGUCGAUAUUCUCCACGCCCUGAGCAAGCACAAACAUGUGCACCCCAGCAACCACAGGUUUAUGGAAAUGUCCCCUGCUUGGCACCGCUGAGGACUGCUUGCACAGCAGCUGUGAAUUAACAAAGAGCAUGAAGCCAGGCCAUGGACAUUAGUGUCUUCAGCCCUUAGAUAUCUACCUUCCUCAGGUGUAGAGACCUUAGUUCACACUGCAAGUUGAAGCCAGGGCACUUCAGGUUCUUUUAAGACUUUGCAUCUCCUGAGGAAUCCUGUUAAUUGGCAUGGGCAUCCUUAUGGAGACACGGCUUGAGUGAGGGUGUGUAGCAGUGACACAAAUGAGAUGCGGAUUUCUUCUAGGUCAAACUCAGGCUGCAGGCCACCACUAAGCCGCUUCCAUUAUCUGCCUUCAGCCCUGGGAUUGAGUUUGAUUGUGAUCAAAGGUACUAAUCAAAUGCUGAGUUUUCCUUUUUUUCUUCGUAGAUAACAAAAGGCCAAGGCAGGAUCACGUUAUAACUGGGCUUGGACAGAGAGCUUGUAUAAAAGAAACUUUUCACUGAAAAGUGUUUCAUAUAAGUGAAGCUUUUUGUGGUAUUUUCAGUUCAUUUCUUGCCAGGAAAUGAGUUUAUAUGUCCAGAUAACAUCUGGCCGAUGUGGGUUGUAUGGCUGCAGACCAUCCCGAGUCUGAGGAUGCUCAUGUGCAGCACAGGCAAGCCAGACUUGGGCUUUUGUUCUGUCUGAGGGCAGUUUACAUUAGGGCAAAUGGUUAUGCAUUUGAGCAGUAUGAGCUGUUUCUGGUCCUCUGCUUGGGGGGUUCAGCCUCAUGCAAUAGUGGGGCUAUGGUCUGUGAAAGAAUUAUAAACCACUGCUGAUGGAGCAAGUGUCAGUUCAUGGCCCUGUUUCCAGCUCAGGGGCGUGCAUGCAGUGGGGCUGUCCCCAUUGCACAGCCUGUGAGCAGAGCCCUUCGUCGCACGUCUAGCCCUUACUGUCACCCUGAGGGAACCGCUGCCAGGAGCUGGGGUGGACGUCUGGCUGGCAGGGCGCGUGACAGCUCACUCUCUUCCCUCUGGGUUUCGUAACAGGGUAACCACUGGAGGAAUCCUCUCUAAAGAGGUCUCAUCAGAAAGAUUGCAGACAUCAGCUUAACUAUUGUCUCUCUGGGUAUGUGUUGUAAUGGUUGGUUAUCAUUAAAAAGUAUUGUUUCCAUUUGAAUUUCUGAAACUUCAGUUUCCCGUUGGUGGGUUUUGUUAUGUCUUUGAAUUUAAAAGCUCCCAGAAUCAGAUAUCUUGUUCUGUGCAAUGACACAGCCACUUCUGAAACUUCUUUUUGAUAAGAGAGAAGGAGCUGGGUCUGCUUUCAUCUUGCCGGAAGGGCUGCUGUCCUCACCACAGAGCAGUCCAUAACCUCUUUAAACCCUUUGCAGGUUUUUAGACGUUGUUUUGGAGUGCAGGAGCAAUGCUCUUGUACAAGUCCUAGCAGUGGUAUGGGUGGUACAGGUAGGCAAAGGCCCACAUCCCUUAUCCCUCUUAAUGCACAGUCGGAGAUAGUUUGCUAUAGCAUCCCAUCAGGUGCUAUGACUCUGGCCGAGCAGUUUUCCCGAGCAAUUCCUGACAUUGUCAUCAUACCACAGGUAAUUGUAGAAAAUCCUGUUUGCCUUUCAGUUCCAUCUCAGGCUGCACAGUAGCAGUAAAGUCCCUUUAGGGAAUAGCCUUCCACCUAGUUUUGUUUUUAUCUCGGGACUAGAUGUUGGUCUCACAGAUGUUGCAGGCAGGGUUUGGUGUGGAGCCUCAGCAAGGUGGCUGGCUGUGAGCUGUAGGAGGUCAGCCUGAUUCUUUCUUUGAAUUGCAGACAUGAUAUUCAUAUUCUGUUAUUAGGCCAUUUAAAAUGCUGAUGGUAGCAGAUACUCUGUGCUGCUCUAGGGAAAAGCAAAAUUUCAGAUGUUUUCCACUGAGACUUUCAUUUCUCACCAAAAUGCUAUUUUCUCACCAGAAAGUGAUCACAAGGCAACCUAGCCUGCUUUAUUUUCAUUUCUGGCCCCAAAACUCCUAUUCCAAGUUGUCAAAUCUGGUUUUUAUUUCUAAAAUAAAUCCUGAUGCUCUUA